AUGACACUCGGUUUCAGCCAGUGUGGUCCGGCAUCAUUGAAGGCCAUUAAAGAAGGCAGGUGCGAGCUCCUGUAUGAUACACCCUUUGUAUUUGCGGAAGUAAAUGCCGACAAAGUAGUGUGGGCUCGAGGGGAAGGAGGAAAAUGGUCCAUUGUCAGUCUUGACCCGUCAGCAAUAGGUAAAAAGAUCAGCACCAAAGUUCCAGAUGGACUUCCGGUGAGAGGCGGAGGAGCAAGAAUCCGCGAGGACAUUACAGACGAAUACAAAUUCCCUGAUGCUUCCUUACGAGAGAGACUGGCUGUGAAGAAAGCAAGUCGUGCUCGAGAUGCUGGAGCUCCAUACAUCAACGAAAAGAGCGAAGACGUGCGCUUCCACGGUUUUGUGGACAGGAACUACGUCACUCUGGGCCAGGAUUUCGUCGUGAGUUUCUCCUUCACCAACACUGGGGCCGCGACAAGGACCAUCAGCGCCAGGAUGCUGUGUGAGACCGUGCAGUACACUGGGGUGCGGGACCGAAUCGUGAAACAGCAAUCCUACCAGCUCCCGGUGUCCCCCAGAUCAAACGGUGAAAUGUCUAUGGAGGUUCCAGCAUCCGAUUACUUGCACAAAGUCAACGAAAACGCGACCUUUAAAGUCUCUGUGGUAGCAGAGGUAUUAGAGACUGGCCAGUUGGUCACAUGGGAUGAUGAAUUUCGACUUCUCAAACCGGAAAUGGAAAUUGAGGUUCUCUCAUCUUCCGUGGAGGUAAACAAGCCAUUCCAAUGUCGCCUGAGGUUCCAGAAUCCAUUGAAUACUAUACUGAGGAACUGCUCUAUAAGUGUAGAUGGACCGGGUAUUGACGGAGAGUUCGACCAAAGGAUCAGUGAUGUGGCACCCAAAACUGAAUGGGUAGCGGAAAUGACGAUGACCCCCAAAACAGCUGGCCGGAAGCAGAUCACAGUGACCUUUAAUAGUGACGUCAUAGACAACGUCAGUGGAUCAGCUGAUGUCAUGGUGUCGACAUCUUCACAGAAGCAUGGGCACUUGUUCCAUUGUUUUUAGACAGAAUAUGAUGUUAACCAUUUAUUCUUUUACUCACCACUUUACAUAUCACUUGGGUUUCUUGUACAUGAUAUUUAGAUAAACAAAUACAAAAGCAACUAUAACACUAAACUUUUUAUUGACAAUUUGUCCAUAUCAAUAACCUAAUUUAAAGCGAUGAUACAGAAAAAGAACCGAAAUAAAUAUUUGUCGUUUUACCAUUAUAGAAGAAAUUGAAAGCAAUGAUAACAAAGGGAAAUUUGUAUAUAUUUGUGUAUUUGUAUGUUAUUAUUAUGCAUUAUCAUAUUAUAUUUAUCUUAUCAAAGAUGCGUUUUACAUGAUUAAAAUAACUCCAAACCA
Magallana angulata is the source of this 1380-nucleotide messenger RNA. Its product is annotated as hemocyte protein-glutamine gamma-glutamyltransferase-like. Gene Ontology annotation, biological process: peptide cross-linking. The coding region runs from base 1 to 1041 and encodes 346 amino acids. Gene Ontology annotation, molecular function: protein-glutamine gamma-glutamyltransferase activity. The transcript is spliced from 8 exons. The record is from RefSeq and is a predicted model, not a curated record. Lineage: Eukaryota; Metazoa; Mollusca; Bivalvia; Ostreida; Ostreidae.